AUGGUUGGAAUCAUGUCGAUUAAAGCAUCAACUAGUACUGAAGAAUUAUGUCACACCUGGCAAAACCCAUCCCAACAAAAGGACAAUUCCGAAGAUAUGCUGGAAAGAUGGCUGAACUACUGGUUGAAUGACUGUGCAGAAACAGACAGAAGCUGGACACUGCAGAAGUCAGUAUCUUUUGCGCAGGAAGAAAUAGCCGCUAUGAAAUUCCACAUCAGACUCCUGGCACGCGAAGCCAAUUAUCGGGGCUCGGUUGAAGUGAUUUUACAUGCGCUCUCUUCUGAACCCGAUUAUAAUCCUCUGGGUUACGAGAGCGCAGACAAUGCACGGCUUGAGGUUAAAUGGAGUUUUGAGUGCCCUUUCAAGCCCACUGACCACAAUUCGAACACCAUACUUCAGUAUGCAAUGAAACAGCGGAAGAAGGGCUGGGUAGAUUUGAACGGAUCAAAGCCCUUCUAUGGGCAGUUCAUGCGUCGAAGAGCGCCCGCUUUUGAUAGUCUACAGCGUGCGGAUGACAGCACAAUCAGCAAUAGACUACUCUGGCUGUGGGGCUGUGAUUAG
Aspergillus eucalypticola CBS 122712 is the source of this 561-nucleotide messenger RNA. RefSeq lists its product as uncharacterized. The coding region runs from base 1 to 561 and encodes 186 amino acids. The transcript is spliced from 2 exons. The record is from RefSeq and is a predicted model, not a curated record. NCBI's taxonomy places the organism in Eukaryota, Fungi, Ascomycota, Eurotiomycetes, Eurotiales, Aspergillaceae.